GACAGAGAGAGAGAGAGAGAGAGAGAGAGAGAAUGAAGCCUAAGGUUAGAGGGCACAAUAAGAAUCCAGCCCUUAGGGUUUAGCUGUGGCCUCAGCUUAAAAAGGAGGCCAUAACCUAAGCCUGGACUCUAGUGGUGGCCUUCGUAAUCUGGUGCUGCGUCUCGUCUGAGGAGCUCUUCUUCGAUUUCGUCCCUAAUUCGCUGUAAAACUUUGGAUUUUGAGCUCGCCGUCAUCGUUAUCGUCCUUGGUUCGUUCUCCAAUUGCUGGAAAGACGUGAGGUCAAACAUCAUGCCGUGGGUGUCGUCCCUCCCGAUUCAUUACGACGGCAAUAAGAAGCGUGCUUGCCUAGUUGUCUUUUCCCGUGUUAUUGUGUAACACGAACUGAAGCCGAUUGUUUGGUUUAAUGACUCAAUUAUAUUGGAUUUGAAGUGGUGAUAAUGUACAUUGAGCUCGACUUAAAGAGAUACUGCACUGUGGAGGAAGUUGGGGAAAUCAUAAUGAACGUUAGAAUCAUUGCUUUCUAUCAAUUGAUGCAAUUUUGUCAGGCUGAGUACUUCCGCCAGUUGCUUAAGCCUGUAACGUAGUUUCAAAGUAAGCUGGGCUAUAAUAUCCUCUUUAGUCAUCGAUCUGCCAUAAGAAUAAUGAUAGAUGCAAGAUUGGGAAGAUAAUACAUUGGUGACAUAUAAUUUGCUACCACACAAUCUUUUCUAAAGUGAUAAUCUGGUAAGAUAUUCGGAAGCACAUAGUAACUUUUGGAGACACAAAAGGUGUCAACUAGCUUAGUUGAUAAAUACUUUGAUAGUCUAUCGCAAGGUCUUGAGACUGAAUCCUGUCUUGGUCACUUACUCAAAAAAAGAAAAAAAGAAAAUUGGAGACACAUUUGAAAGCCAUAUACUUCUGCCUGCUGAAGACCAUCCAACCAUCCCCAUUUCGGCAGCAAAGGAUCCAAUAAUCUUUUGUCUCCAUGCACGGAGACCCAAGAUAUUUUGCAGGAAAUGUACCACCCGCUCAUCCAUAUGAAGUGGGUGGCUACACCUAUAACAUCUAUACCAAUGGUGUUCCUACCCUUACCUUUGGUGCUGCUCAACCUGGGAGAAAAUAUGAAAUUCCUGGUACAUUUAGUAGAUUCAAGCACCAACUCUCUGAAACCUGCCCCAAGAACUUCAUUUUUAAUCAGAUGGACAACACAGAUCGGGUCAUGUCCCACCCUGCUCUGGUUCACGAGUUUGGUUCCUCAAACUUCCAUGUUGGUGCUGCAUGUGUUGAAGAAUAUGGCAAAAUCAUUGGCAGAAAUACUGAUAUUAAAGAAGAAUGUUCAUCAUCUUUCAAAGAAGACACUGAAGAUAUUAAUGCACUGCUUAGUUCAGAAGAAGAAAAUGAUGAAGAUGACGAUGUAAUCAGCACCGGUAGGACUCCUGUCUACAACCAGGAUGACAAUUUCCCAGACUCACCACGCUUCAUGGAAGAUCUGGGAUGUCACACAUUGGGAAAUGCUUCCAGUCACAAGUCAACUUUGAACAGUGCCGAUAGAAAGAGGGAUAGGAUGAAAAAGAUGGUCGAAGCUCUCAGGGGCAUUAUACCUGGCGGAGAUCAGAUGGACACGACGGUCGUCCUUGAUGAAGCUGUUAGAUAUUUGAAAUCCCUCAAGUCAGAAGUUGAGAAACUCGGAAUACAGGACCUUGAUGACUAAAUUCAUGGGAAUUCUGAUUAUCCUAGUUCCAUUGCUAGAGAAUAAAAGAAGAGGCAUCGUAUUGGAGUUCCAUAUAACAAAGUAGCCAUAUUACUAUUCUCUCUCUGCAAUGCCUAUCCAAGGAAAGGACCAUCUUUUUUUUAUUGUGUUGGUGGGCCUUUGUUGUUGCCCAUGAUGUUAUGAUUCUGAAGUGUGAGGUUUGUGUUCUCAGAGGUGUCUUUGUGUCUCCCUCCUUUAAUAUGUCUUUACGUUCUUAGGAUGUUAUCUGAUGUUAUCAUGUUGGCAAGUACUUUCUGAUGUCUGGUCAUAGCACUCCCUAUAUUUAUAGCUCCACUUCAUUUUAAGUGGGCAUCCUUUUCAUUCA
Messenger RNA from Musa acuminata subsp. malaccensis (wild Malaysian banana), 2054 nucleotides. The record is from RefSeq and is a predicted model, not a curated record. Lineage: Eukaryota; Viridiplantae; Streptophyta; Magnoliopsida; Zingiberales; Musaceae.